Lodderomyces orthopsilosis Co 90-125 is the source of this 843-nucleotide messenger RNA. Its product is annotated as transcription factor TFIIE subunit. NCBI's taxonomy places the organism in Eukaryota, Fungi, Ascomycota, Pichiomycetes, Serinales, Debaryomycetaceae. Bases 1 to 843 code for a protein of 280 amino acids. Gene Ontology annotation, cellular component: transcription factor TFIIE complex. The transcript has a single exon. The record is from RefSeq and is a predicted model, not a curated record. Gene Ontology annotation, biological process: transcription initiation at RNA polymerase II promoter.
AUGUCCGAUCUAUCAGCACAAUUAUCUGCAUUCAAAAACAAACUUAAAAGUGGACCCUCAGUAGCUGUGGCUAGAAAGGCAGUCAUCUCGAAACCUGGUUCGCCGUUACCUACAACUCCAUCAAAUUCAUCAAAUACUCCAUCGAAACGACCAAAUCCCACGGAUCCAGCGAUUGAUGUGUACAAAAGACAUAAACCAGAACGGGCUGAUCUUAGUGGAUCACAUUUGUCUACACAGUUACACUUGGCUGUGGAGUAUAUAAAGGAGCAAGAUCAUCCAGUCAGUAUCGGCAAACUUCAACAAACGUUAUCUUUUGAUGUUGAACACACGCUACUACCUUUACUAAAGGAGAUUGAUAGAGUCAAAUAUGAUGAGACAAGCCGCACAUUGGUGUAUGUUUCACUACACAAUAUAAAGACCGCUGAUGAUUUGUUGGAAUUUUUAAGGAAACAAACGACUUUCAAAGGUGUUUCAGUAAAGGAGUUAAAAGAUGGAUGGGCUGGAUGCUACCAGGCAAUUGAUGAUUUGGAAGCAGAGGAUAAAAUUCUAGUUUUGAGGAAUAAAAAGGAGAAUGCACCACGUCUAGUGUGGGCAAAUGCCGGUGGGAAAGUUGGUGCUAUAAGUGAUGAGUUCAAGAAGAUGUGGGUUGAUGUUAAGCUUCCAGAGCCCGACGUUUUGUAUCAAUCGUUGAUAGAUCAAGGAUUGAAGCCAACGGGAGCAGACCCGAGCUUGGUCAACAAGAUCCCACAACAACAGGAAAAGAAACAGAAGAAAGCUCGUAGAGGAAAGAUUACUAAUACACAUAUGAAGGGAAUUUUGAAAGAUUAUAGUCAGUUGGUAUAG